CGCAUUGUUUCUUGAAAGCUUAGUGUGACGGCUGAUGCAUGCAUAAUUAAACUGGGUUUCUUGCGCUGUACUGGUUCAAAACAUGGCGAACUCUGCUCAGGUUGUCAUUAUCGGCGUGAUAGGAGUUGCAGCUCUUCUCAUCCUUAUCUUAAUACCUACAAGCUUCUCCGACGUCGAAUACUACGAGCUUGGCUUCAAGAGACGUAAGUCAACAGGUUUUGUGGACGUCAGUGAAGUGUUCACUUCUGGUCGAUACUUUGUAGGUCCAGAUUACACCUUCAAGGUGUUUCAAGCCAAUGCUCAUUUUGUCAAACUUGAUGAGAUCUCUGUGUGGACGGAUGAUAAAGUCGAAAUCGAAAUCAGCUGCUCCUUUCAGUAUUUCCUGAGAAAGGACUUUCUGCCAGACUUACACGAAGCUUACAAUGUCGACUACGAACCGGUUGUCAGGGGAACAGCUAUUGACGCCAUUAAAGGGCGGGCUGCGGAUUUACCCAUUGAUGAUUACAUCAGGAAACGAGAAAACAUAGAAAAGGAGCUGUUCAAAGCUCUGGCCAAGCGAGUGGAUGGCUGCUGUAGGGAGACAUGUCCUACUAAAGAAAAAGAUAUGCCUGCAUGUGGUUACUGCAUUCCUAACGCCAGGUGUAAGAACGAUGAGAAAGGAAUGUUUGUGGAGGUCAGAUAUUUCCAGCUGCUCGCUGUUGACAUCCACGAUGACGUCAAGAGUAGGUAUCUCCGUCAAGUCACGGAGGCGGCCGAGGAGGAACGGGCCGAGUUUGAGUUGCAAGAGAAGGUUGUUCGCAAGGAAACUGAGAGGCUCAGAAAUGAAAUCUACAAUGAGGCCAGAGAAAUAGCCCAGAAUGCGAGCGCCACAGCAACCGUACUUGACGCCGGGGCCAAGGCAGAAGCGCUUAAAGUGGUUGAGCAAGCGAGAUCUGAGGGCUUGAAGAACAUGUACUCAGUGCUUGGAAUAACCAGCGACGAGGAGAAGGCGGCUUUUAACUACCUGAGAUCACUGCGUCAGAACAAAAAUGUCAAGCUUAAUGUUGGCUACCAAUCACUCGCACAAUUUCAAAAUAAUUAAGUUGUCGCGUUGAAAUAAUGUUGCUGUUAAUCUUAAUUAGCACCGCAAGAGAAUGAAAAGGUUGAGCGGAAGAUGUCGUAAUUAGCUUGCAAUCUUUGUUAAUGCUGAAAGUAAAGGCAAACUGUAAGACGCUACCAAAUCACAAUACUCGAGAUAUCGGGUUAAUAUUUUCCUUUGAAAUAUUGAGCUGUAAUAAAAGAGCGUGGCGCAGUUUGCUUACUCUUUUCUAGAUAAUCUUUCGUGCAUUGGAGGUAAAAUACUUACCAUGCAUGUCUACACAAUUUUGUAUUAAUAGUUUAUAUCAGUUUUGAAAUGUUGAGAUAAAUAACGCCUAUUUUUGAGCAUUUUUUCCUGUACGGUUGCAAUAAAAAGUAUAUUCGGAAGCUCUUAGCUUGAGAUCAAGAGCAUCGAGUUAA
This is a messenger RNA of Orbicella faveolata, 1497 nucleotides long. RefSeq lists its product as uncharacterized. The record is from RefSeq and is a predicted model, not a curated record. NCBI's taxonomy places the organism in Eukaryota, Metazoa, Cnidaria, Anthozoa, Scleractinia, Merulinidae.